Saxophila tyrrhenica is the source of this 2421-nucleotide messenger RNA. Its product is annotated as beta-glucan synthesis-associated protein. Gene Ontology annotation, biological process: (1->6)-beta-D-glucan biosynthetic process; fungal-type cell wall organization. The transcript is spliced from 2 exons. Gene Ontology annotation, cellular component: endoplasmic reticulum membrane; plasma membrane. Bases 1 to 2421 code for a protein of 806 amino acids. Lineage: Eukaryota; Fungi; Ascomycota; Dothideomycetes; Mycosphaerellales; Extremaceae. Gene Ontology annotation, molecular function: glucosidase activity. The record is from RefSeq and is a predicted model, not a curated record.
AUGGCGCCCUCACGUGAUGAACGAUCGCGUUCGUCCUCAGGGAAGACGGAGGAGGACCCAGAACUGUCAGAGGAGCGUCAAACACAUCAAGCCGGUCGUUCUGCAAUACAUCUCGCUGCCCAGCAGUCCGCACAGUCGCUUCGAGAGGCCGCAAGACCUUCAGUCCGCUCGCAACCGAAUCCAUGGAACAGCACACCAGAUUUAUUCGUUCGCCACCAGAGGAGCCGACAAUUACUUUCCCACGGCACUCCAUAUCCCGAAUCACCAUACCCGCGACAAGAUGCAGAACCAGGCACGCGACGAGUCUCCAUACAUUCUCCCACGGUCUCUUCGCCUCUCAACCCGACACCGCCGAGCUCGGGCAGCGAAGGAGUGCACAGCCGUCGAAGUAGUGCUGACUCGGCUGAGGGACUCCUCACACACAAUGGAAGGCCGGAGUACCGGAACAAUCGCUACCUGACUGUACCAUCGCGCAGCGAUCUGGCACGCCGGCCAUCACGACCUUCACUGGUAAUCCCGGCUCACGAUCCGCAUCCCCUUUCGCAGCUCAGCUCGCCGUCAAGCGUGUCGACUCUAUCGAGUCCUCGGUCUGUGAGGGACCUCGGCUCGGAUUAUACACGAUAUUACAACCCUUUCGUCACUCCGCAAAGUUCUCACGACGAAUUAUCACGCAGGAGCUCUAUCCAUCAUCCAGCGGAUGGAGACUUGGCUGGUGCGGACGCCGCUGAGCUGUCAAAACGGCUUUCUGAUCCCUUCGGAGAUCACAAGCGGAUUUCGAACCCAUUCGAGAGUGUUGGGGAGCGGAUGCGACCUGCAACACCCCACGGACCAGACACCUGUCCCAUCCACGAGAUGCAUCCUGCAGUCGUCGCAAUCGCGGAGCCUCAGAGAACCCAGACGCCGGUAUUUCUUCAUCCAGCAGAUCCGCAAAAGCUGGCCUUCUUCCAGUACAUGGACGACCGACUGGGAGCUCCAGAAUGCUCCUUCCCACUCAUUACAGACGAAAAAGAGGAUGACGAUGACAUGCACAUGCCACAGUGGGACGACGACAUCCGGCUGAAACCGAAACUGAGAGACCACUUUACGCGAGAAAAUAUUGUUAAUUACCCUGGAGUUGUUGAUCCUGGACCGCCGCAGCCUGACCCAUGGAAUCAUGUCAAUGACAGGCUGUACCCAUUGCUGCAGAAUGUACGGCACGGAUUGAUCGAUCCGGACACGCCGGAUGAUGCUUUGAGGCGGACAGGCAUCAAUGGCGAUACGCUUGAGUUGGUCUUCAGCGAUGAAUUCAACAAGCCGAAUCGCACGUUUUACCAUGGAGACGAUCCCUACUGGUUUGGCUUCGAAGGCUGGUAUGGAGCAACGCAGGACUUGGAGUGGUAUGAUCCCGACGCCAUUGACACCGGUGGCGGCACGCUCUUGUUGCAAAUGGACAAGUUCAUUAACCACAAUUUGGACUUUCGGUCCGGGAUGCUGAACUCGUGGAACCAGCUCUGCUUCAAGGGAGGUGUGUUCGAGGUGUCGAUGUCUGUGCCGGGCCCUGCUGGGAAACACGGUCUGUGGCCGGGAGUGUGGACGAUGGGCAAUCUGGGCCGGCCUGGCUAUUUAGCCACCACCGAUGGUCUCUGGCCCUACACAUACGACGAAUGCGACAGCGGCAUUACUCCCAACCAAUCCGUGACAGACGGACUGAGCUACCUGCCAGGUCAGAGGCUGGCAUCUUGUACCUGCGCAGGUGAAGACCAUCCGAAUCCCGGCCGAGGACGCGGUGCGCCUGAAAUCGACAUCGCCGAAGUGUCCGCCGAUUGGGGCAGCAUGGGAGUCGGCGUGGCAACUCAAAGCUUCCAAGUCGCACCGUUCGAUCUCUGGUGGUACCCCAACUACGACUUCAUGGAAAACCCCAACAGGCAUGUGUCUCUGGUGAACAGCUACACCGGCGGGCCCUUCCAGCAAGCCGUCAGCACAACAAGCAUGCUCAACAACCACUGGUACGAUGGCCGCCAAUACCAGAAAUUCGCCUUCGAGUACGUCCCCGGCGGCACCGAGUCCUCCUUCAUCGCCUGGACGAUCGGCGACGACGAGAUGAUGAAGUUCGACGCCCGCGCCAUCGGACCGAAUGGCAACAUCGGCCAGCGGCUUAUUUCCGAGGAGCCCAUGUCACUCAUCCUGAACUUGGGUAUAUCGAACUCAUGGACGUAUGUUGAGAUGGAUGAGCUGCGGUUCCCGGCGGUUUUGAGGGUGGAUUAUGUGAGGCUGUAUCAGAAGCCGGGGCAGAAGAGUGUGACGUGCGAUCCGCCUGGGUAUCAGACUACGGAGUAUAUUCGACAGCAUCCGGUGGCGUACAACAAUCCGAAUUUGACGAGGUGGGAUCAGACGGGGUAUGGAUGGCCGAAGAACGAGUUCAUGCAUGGGUGCAGUGUAUGA